Molecule: messenger RNA, 4948 nt
Organism: Toxotes jaculatrix (banded archerfish)
Lineage: Eukaryota; Metazoa; Chordata; Actinopteri; Toxotidae
Gene: ppm1aa
Product: protein phosphatase, Mg2+/Mn2+ dependent, 1Aa
Exons: 6
Coding region: 392-1546 (384 amino acids)
Biological process (GO): protein dephosphorylation; negative regulation of canonical NF-kappaB signal transduction; positive regulation of canonical NF-kappaB signal transduction
Cellular component (GO): cytosol; nucleus
Molecular function (GO): manganese ion binding; magnesium ion binding; protein serine/threonine phosphatase activity
Source: RefSeq, a predicted model, not a curated record
UUAGCUAGCAAGCUGUCAAGCUGUCAAGUGGAGAGGCUGGGACAGACGUUUCAGCUUCCCCCUGGCUUGGCCACUCAAAGCUCCGGCCCACAAAUUGACAAGAAAAUCUGUUAGAAUAUACUUUAGAUCGUCAGCUGAGAUAAUGUAAUGCAACACGGGCGUACGCCAAGAGGGACCUCGGCACCUACACAAUUUAUAUGCACUGAGUCUUGAGUGACGAUUGCUCAUUGCUAGCUAACUGGCUAGCUAGCCUAGCUAAACCACCGCAAACCCCCUAGUUUCGUCGGUGUACCCUCUCUGGUGUGAACUGCGUCUAACCAGUCCUGGUCAGUGUCGCAACUUCAGUUGCUGUCAACCCGUAUUUUGGAAAUUUGGUUUUAAGAGGGACACAAUGGGUGCAUUUCUGGACAAACCAAAGAUGGAAAAAUAUAAUUCCCAUGGUGAGGGUAACAACCUGAGGUAUGGGCUGAGCAGCAUGCAGGGUUGGCGGGUAGAGAUGGAAGAUGCACACACAGCAGUAAUUGGUCUGCCUCAAGGUCUCGACCCCUGGUCAUUCUUUGCCGUUUAUGAUGGGCAUGCUGGCUCUCAGGUGGCCAAGUACUGCUGUGAGCACCUGCUGGACCACAUCACCAGCAACUCAGACUUCCAGAGCGCUCUGCAGGAGGACCCCUCUGUGGAUAGUGUGAAGAAGGGGAUCCGCACAGGAUUCCUGCAGAUUGAUGAACACAUGCGAACCAUCUCUGAGAAGAAGCACGGUGUGGACCGCAGUGGCUCUACCGCAGUGGGAGUGAUGAUUUCUCCAAGCCAUAUUUACUUUAUCAACUGUGGCGACUCACGGGGGCUCCUCAGCCGGGGUGGAGCUGUGCACUUCUUCACACAGGAUCACAAACCCAGCAACCCUCUGGAGAAGGAAAGGAUCCAGAAUGCCGGCGGCUCAGUCAUGAUCCAGCGAGUUAAUGGGUCCCUAGCUGUCUCUCGGGCUCUGGGAGACUUCGACUACAAGUGUGUGCAUGGAAAAGGCCCGACAGAGCAGCUUGUUUCUCCUGAGCCUGAAGUUUAUGCAAUAGAGAGAUGCGAGGGGGAAGAUGAAUUCAUUAUACUAGCUUGUGAUGGCAUCUGGGAUGUCAUGGCCAAUGAGGAACUGUGUGACUUUGUCAGGUCAAGGCUAGAGGUGACAGAUGAUCUUGAAAGAGUCAGCAAUGAAAUUGUUGACACCUGCUUGUACAAGGGAAGCCGGGACAAUAUGAGUGUUGUGUUAAUCUGCUUUCCUGGGGCCCCAAAGGUAUCUCCAGAAGCAGUGAAACGGGAGGCUGAGCUGGAUAAAUAUCUGGAGGCUAGAGUAGAAGAGAUCAUCAAAAAGCAGGGGGAUGAAGGUGUGCCGGAUUUGGUCCAUGUUAUGCGGACGCUAGCAUCUGAGAGCAUCCCUAACCUCCCUCCUGGAGGAGAGCUGGCAAGCAAACGAAGUGUUAUUGAAGCGGUGUACAACAAACUCAACCCCUACCGAAGCGAUGACACAGACUCUGCGUCCACAGACGACAUGUGGUAACACAACCUCCUACCGCUAACACAGCAUAGAGUUUACAAACCACCAUCCUCUCAAGACCCACAGCAGCUCAGCUCAGCAGUCUGUCUUGCCGUCACUCUGAGCUUUUGGUUUCUAAGAAGGGAAUUUCAUGGGAGGAGGAGGAGGAGGAAGAGGAGUUGCAUGCACACAAACCUGGAAUAGUGCAGCACCAGUCCACUCUGGAGUUCAGGAUCCUCACCGUCUUGUCUCCCAUUUAUGUUCACCCACCUAAAUACUCUCCUCUAAAGUAAUCCAUAACAAGUGAGUCCACAAGGUUUUCUUUCUUUUUUUGUUAAAUAAUCAGCUUAAGUAGUAAAAUUUUUUGCUGUAAUUAAUUUGAUUCACAUUUCCUUGUGUGUGUUUGUAUAUUUCUGUUUUUGUGAAGUGCAAUUGUCCUGUACAAACAGCCUGUAUUUAAUGCAGCUUGAUUUUAAGUUAAAAAAUGAAAGAAAUGAAAAAGAGAACCUUUUAUGCACUAUCUGCCUUUUCCUGCUCUUCUGGAAUUCUAACAGAUGUCUGUUCAGUGGAUAUUACUGCUUGUCCUCCAGGCACAAUGUCUCUGCGCUUUUACUUUUCUUUCUUUCUUUCUUUUUCAGUUAGUCUAUGCUCCUUUAAGAAACGGGUAAAUUGUAUAGUUGACAGCACAGUAAGCUCUCUAUAUCAAACCAUUUAAAUCCUAAUUAUUUUUUCCCUGUGCUUUUUUUAUUGUAUUUUAUUUUUGUAAGUGGUUUUCUGUACAUGCUCAAAUAAUAAUGGCAAAGUGUUUCUCAGUCAUUUUGGAAGUGUGAAGCGAAAAAUACUUUUUUUUAAUUUUUUUUUUAUUUCUUUGAGGCAUCUGAUGGAAAAAAAUACCCGUUUAACACAUUUGUCUGUGUGCGGAUAGAUACUUGCAAGCGUGCGUGGGUGCUUGUGUGUAUGUAUGUGCGCACGUGCGUUAGUGUAAAGGCAGAUCUGUUUGUGCAACUCUAAUUUAAAUUUGCUGAGGUGGUUCAGACAACAGACCAGGCUGGAGUUUAAGGGAAUUGCCCAGUGCUUACCCAUUGUCUGGUCUUUCUUUUUUCUUUUUUUUCUUUUUUUUUUUAGCCCGUGUUCCAUAUCAACCCAAGACAGGCUCUCACUACUUCUUAUUCCAAAACGCUUUGGAUAACAGAGUUUACAUGCUGUUACGCUAUUGAACAACUUAAAGCUAUAUAUCAGAACUAUACUGUAACCUGAGAUGACACAAGUAGUUCAAUUUACCCAUGGUGUACAAUGGUUUGCAGCUAGUCAAAUCUUGACUCAUUUACACAUCUAUUGUGUCAUAUUUUAAUAUCACUUUUCUAAACAUUCAUAGUUACCAGUGCCCAUUGUGGGUGCCAUAUGAUUUAUGAUCAUUUGUUUCAGCUUUAUGACAGCCUAUGCCAAGUUUUUGUUUUUCCUCGAUGAGAUUCAGUUUUUGUACAUGGUACAGAUAGAUUUUUAGAUUUUACCUUUAAACCCAUCUGAUAAUUUGACUGAUAUGAACAGUUAAAGCACUGAGUGUUUUAGAGAAAAUCCCCUGAUACUUGUUUGAAUAUAGGAGAAACUGUUGACUGUAAAACUUACAUGACUAUUUCUUUUCCCCCACUUUAUUUGGAUUUUCAAACCAAGAACAAAUCCACUAGCUGCAAUGAGUUCUCAUGGUUGUAUAGCACCUUUUUCAUUCCCAUCGGGUUUGCUCUGCUUAAAACCCUCCCCCUGCGCCACCACAAGCCAGAGCACAAUACAGUUUGCUGCUAUAGUGUAUGAUCUUUUUUUCAGUUAAUUCCCCCCUGAAAAGAUGAAUAGUCAUUGACUAAAUCUGUAUCUAACACACACACACACACACAGUGGAUAUAUUUCUUGGAGAGAAAUGGUUUUAUUUCAAAAUUAUUUUCUGCCAUUUUUUUGUCUAAAAUUGCAUUGUUGGAAAUUUAUGUAUGUAUAUAUUUUUGACUUAAACUUUCAAGGAAUAAAUCAUGUCGCUUGAGUUAGUUUUUUUGCCAUGGACAAAAUGAUUCUGGUUUGUCUUGGGAUGGUUAGUUGAAUUUUUGUGUGUUUUCGCAAGCAAAGGUUUCCCUCUUAUCACUUUGGUGUCCCUCUGAUCAAUAUUGAGAGUUUCAUUUAUAAAAUACACAGUAAUAAUGUACUAAAUUUGUAAGUCUGCAUUUAUCAAAAUGACAAUCUUAACUGUUUCACCACAUUUUGGUUUGUGGUAGGUAGCAAAUUAUAAAAUCUUAAAACACAGACUUUGACUAUAAUCCUAAAUUAGCUGCUUCCUAAUAUGCUUAUGUGGCAGAAAAGCCAAAGACCACUCAGAUUUUGUAGUUUUGAAGUCUAUAAUGCAAGAAGUAAUAAUGUAAAGGAGAACUCUGCUGUAACCCUGUAAAGGAUGUUAAAACUGUUAAGGUGUAUCAACCAUAUUUUGAAAUUUUUAGUUGGCUUUAGUUAGCUUUUAAAGGUACUCUUUGGAGUUGUUUUUUUUUUUUUACCACUGGUGGUGCUGUAGAGAAACGUUUCGAUGAGCAGGUGUGAACAUUCAGGACAAGCACAAGGGGUGACACGGAACGUACUUCCGCUGACUACAGUUGGUGUCAUGGUAACAUGGCAUAAAAGUGCCGCUGAACCAGUUUAAAGACAAUAAAACCGUAAGCCAAUGCAAAAAGUGCAGGUUUCAGAACACUAGUAAAAGCCAUUGAAAAUGUGAGGUAUGGAAAUGCUUGUUAGGCCUUAAAGACAAUGUUGUAAGCAAUGUUGAAUGUAAACCUAACUGUGUGUUUACAGUAGGAACUCCAUAGGGUACCUUUAAACAAUCAUCUUACAAAACAAAUGAAUAAUAAUAAGUAGAUUCAGUAGAUUUCCAGUUGAAGUGGUAUCUAACUCAACUAUAAACAUGUCAAAUAGGGAAAUUGAUUUAUUUGUGUGUUUGCAUGAAAAUGUUGUUUCUCUGAAUAUUUCUUCCCAUGAAAAAGCAAAAACAGCAACAAAAAAACAAACAGCAGAACAGUAAAAAUGUCUCUCAAUUCACGUUUUUGGUUUCACAUUAUUGUAUUUCUACCACAAUACUUACCCAUUAUUGUACUCACAUUGUGUAAAACAAAAACUCAAUUUACUCAGUGUUGGAGGAAAAACUUAUUAGAGCAUAUGAAAAUUCCUUUUUUUAAAAAAAAUUAAUUUACGUAAGCAGUUUAUACUUAUACAUCUACAAGCUUUUAUUUUGUGCUGGAUUGCCUGUAUUUGUUAAGUGAGUGCACUAAAUGUCUCUCUUAUCAAACAGUUUUCAGCACCCAGCUGCUUGUUGCAAAUGUGGUAGGUGUUGAUGACUCUUAAAGCAACAUUUCAUGCAAUUUUUCUUCAAGCUUACUAAAGAACAAACAUAUUUCCAUA